AUUUAGAGCUGAGACUCCCAAUUGAUUUCCAGUUUCUUUUGUGAAACUUCAAAUGCGCUUUCUUUCAUGGCGUAAAGCCAAACACUUGACUGUUAUUAAGCCCAAAUGUCGAAUCUGUUGUUCUUCAACAGCCACUUUUCCCGCCGUCUUUCAAGACAAAAUUCACAUUACUCGAAAAGAAUUGUCUAAAUUGCUACACCAACGCCCACCUAAAUCUCAACUGAAGCAAAUACAUGCCCAAAUACUCACCCAGGAACUCUCAUCAACUGCUUCUUUAGUUAAUUCUCUGAUUCACUGUUAUCUGCAUAUCAAGGAAGUUACCUCAGCAAGAUUUCUGUUUCUUCACUAUCCUCUGCCUUCACCCCCGAUUCUAAUAUGGAAUCUGAUGAUCAGAGUAUACUGCAAACUCCAAAAUUCUUCAGAAAGUUUCUGUCUUUUUCGCCAACUCUUGAAUUUAGACCACCGCAUUCGGGUUUUUCCGGACGAGUACACGUUCACUUUUAUUGUUACGUCAUGUGCCCAUCAAAAAUCAAUUGUACAUGGAAAAAUUGUUCAUGGGUUGGUGGUGAGAAAUGGGCUUGAAUCAAACUUAUAUGUGGGCAAUUCGUUGAUUAAUAUGUAUUCGGUAUUCAAGAUUACAGAUGAUGCAUACAAAGUGUUUGAUAGAAUAACUGAAAGAGAUGUGUUCUCUUGGACUAGUUUGAUAUGUGGGUAUGCAAAUAAUGGUGAGAUGUAUCAAGCUUGUGAAAUCUUUUAUAAGAUGCCAGUGCGAAACGAUGUUUCUUGGGCUGUUAUUAUAUCGGGUUUUGCUGGAAACGGAAGGUAUAUGGAGGUACUUCUGUAUUUGAAUGAAAUGUUAGGCUCUGUUGAGGAUAAGGUAAGGCCUAAUGAAGCUGUUCUUGUGUGUGCUCUGUCUGCUUGUGCUAAUCUUGGGGCCUUAGAACAGGGAAAUUGGAUUCAUGCUUAUAUUAAGAGGAAUGAAAUUCGUGACAGUUCAAAUAUAUGUACUGCUCUUAUUGACAUGUAUGCAAAAUGUGGGAGAAUAGACAUAGCAAGAUUGAUUUUCAAUAGAAUUCCAAGACCUGAUGUACACAACUUCACUAGUAUGAUAUCAGCGUUAUCAUAUCAUGGGCUUGGUGAGCAAGCCUUAACCGUGUUUAACAGGAUGUUGAAUGAAAAUGUUAAUCCAAAUGAAGUAACUAUUAUAGGGGUGCUUAAUGCCUGUAGCCAUUCAGGUCUGGUGGAAGAGGGUUCUUCAAUCUUCUAUAACAUGGAGAACUUAUGGAGACUUAAACCUCAGAUUGAGCACUAUGGCUGUUAUGUUGAUUUACUUGGCCGUGCUGGAUACUUGGAAAAGGCACUUGGAGUUGUAAAGAACAUGCACAUAAAACCUGAUAUAGUCAUAUGGAGGGCGUUGCUCAGUGCCUGUAGAAUCCAUCGUAAUAUUUUCCUUGGUAACAGCAUUAUAGAUUUUAUAAAGCAGCUUAACUCUGAUGGACCCAGUGGAAGUGAGGUACUUCUCUCUAAUAUGUAUGCAUCUCUAGGCAACUGGGAGAAAGUUUCUGAAGUGAGGAAUGCAAUGGGUCAGAGAAAGACUCAAUCAGACAUUGGAUGUAGCUGGAUUGAGGUGAAUGGUGUUGUUCACGAGUUUCGCGUUGCUGAUAAGCUACACCCACAGAUUUUGGAAGUUCUGAUUAAAUUAAAUGAACUUUGGAUAGUGCUCUCCUAGAAGGCAUUAUUGCUAACAGUUAACACCACGCAUAUGUUCGAGAGAAUGAGGAAGCAGCAGCUUUUCUUGGUGAAAAGCUAGAGUUUAGUGUUUGGUUCCAUGAAUCUGUUUCUGAGACUUAAAUUGGCAUAUGAUGAAGUUACGAACUUGUUGCGACUGCCAAUCAUAAUUGAAGGCCAUUUCUGAAAUUUAUGACUGAGAGAUCCAUUUUUUAUAGGCUGCUUCUGAUUUUUAUACUUUUAGAAGAAGAAUUUUUAUGAUGACUACUCAUAGUAGUCAGUUCCGGGAAAGAGCACUCAUACCUGUAAAG
Messenger RNA from Solanum verrucosum, 2039 nucleotides. Its product is annotated as pentatricopeptide repeat-containing protein At2g20540-like. The record is from RefSeq and is a predicted model, not a curated record. The transcript has a single exon. Gene Ontology annotation, molecular function: protein binding; RNA binding. NCBI's taxonomy places the organism in Eukaryota, Viridiplantae, Streptophyta, Magnoliopsida, Solanales, Solanaceae. Gene Ontology annotation, biological process: RNA modification. Bases 53 to 1729 code for a protein of 558 amino acids.